AGAAGACAGGGUCGACCACGAGCUAUGAAGGUGUCCUGAAAGCCGACGCUUUUCCGGAGGCGAGUUUCCCUCGUCUUUCAGGCAGAUUUGAUGUACGUUGGUUUCCGGAGCAGGUACGCCAGGAAGUAACGGAGGAAGUUUCAGUUAAAUCCUGGACGAGAUGACGUCCGACAUGAUUCGCUUGACGAGUAUGCUGUUGUUCUUCCUAUGGUGUCCCGGCGUAAUAAAAUCGUACACCAUCGUACCCUGCACAUUUAACACUAUGUGCAUGUGCUGGGUCCAGGACGAUGACGACGACUUUACGAAGAUGGACAUUAGCUGCAUGGGAGUCCAGUUCGCGCGAUUUCCUGAUGUAUCGGUGAGUUACGUGGCACAGUUGGAUAUCGCCGGCUCCGGGAUGCAAGUGUUGGACAAUGAUGCGCUUGCAAGCUCCGCGGGUGUCGAAGGUUUGGGACUGAUGAGCAAUCGAUUAUCCAGCAUCGGCGACAAAUCGCUGUUAGGGAUCACGGACAGUCUACGCUCGCUGGACCUGAGUUACAACUCCCUCGAGGACGUGCCUUUCAAGGCUUUUCGCGAUCUUAGAAAAUUGAACUGGCUCAACAUGCACAGCAAUCACUUAACAUCACUUGAUGGCGACUGGGGCCGCACUAGAGAGACUUUGACGAAUGCAUUCUUUGGUGACAACUCAAUCACCGAAGUACCCAAAAUCUUCUCGAGUUUCGACACGCUAGUAUGGCUGAAUCUGGACAGCAACAAUAUUGAAGAGCUCUCUAAGGAUUCUUUACCGCCGAACAUGCACACUCUGAGCAUCAACAAUAAUCUGCUGAAGGAAUUCCCGCAAUCCCUGGGCGAUCUCAAAGGCCUGACCUGGCUGUACAUGAGAGGCAACGAUUUCAAAUCUCUGGAAUUACCGGAUUUCCGCAGCUUCAAUCUCGAACUGAUCGACGUCAGCGAGAAUUCCAUCGAGUGGAUGAAGACAUCCUUGCGCUUGAGCUUGAACAAUCGCACACUGAACAUAAAGGACUUCAAUCUCGCAGGAAACAAACUGGCCUCGUUGCCAGGCAAAAUGUUUGAUCGUUUAAAGAUCAGAAGGAUCCAUUUAUCAUCGAACAGUAUCAGAAACGUCGACAACGAAGCCUUUCACGGUCUGGAAGACACUCUCGAGUAUUUGAACUUGGAGAACAACGAUCUUCCGGCGGUACCAGGUGCAGUCAGUCAGCUGCGGACGCUGUCAUAUCUUUACUUGGCUAACAAUGAGAUCAGAAACAUCUCCGGCGAUGCCUUCCAGGAAUUUGCGGAGCAUUUGAAGGCCCUAUCUCUCGCGACUAACAGUUUGGAUGCUGUACCUGUGGCCGCUUUAUCCAGAUGCCAGAGGCUACUGCACUUGAAUCUCGGUUACAACAAGAUCUCCCACGUAGAGCCGGGUGAUUUCGAGUGGGCCGAGGACCUUGAGAUCCUGCUGCUCAGGAAUAAUAUCCUGACGAAACUGAAAGCCGAGACCUUCAAGGGAGCAGGCAAAUUGAAAGAACUCAGUUUGUCCUUUAAUCAUUUGACGGAACUUGACGAUGACUGCUUCGUCGGCAUCGAGGAGAGUCUCGAUAUUCUCGAAUUGAGUUUCGCCUUCGCUACGGACGUCUUUCCUCAACGAGCACUUAGGCCACUCUCAAACCUCUUGUGGCUGGUUCUAGACAACAAUAAUUUCCAGACAAUCGAGGCGACGGCUUUUUAUUCCUUCCAGCAAUUGCGUUACAUUAACAUGGAAUCCAACAGACUGCACUACCUGCCUGAGAGGAUAUUCCUCUCGAGUGUGCAUCCUGAGUUGAGGGAUGUCAAGCUGGGAUACAACUUCCUCGAAGCGAUUCCCGAGUCGAGUUUCCACAAUCUAACCGAGCUGCGCUCUCUUGAUCUCACCGGCAAUCGAAUAAAACUCCUGGCGUCUGGCUCCAUUAUGGAUUGUCCGAAGCUGGUGACGAUCUCGUUGGCUUACAACAGGAUACAGAGGAUGGAGAGAAACGCUCUCUACGGUCUAGCCAGCCUACGUUUCCUGCAUCUGGAAUUCAACAAGCUGACCGCGCUGGAUCUGGGCGCGAUCGCUGAGAUCGGCGGUCCCGACUUUGCCCUGAACGUCUCGUACAACGCGAUCGCAUACGUCGACUCGGGAUCCACGAUGAACAAUCUCACCAGACUGGACCUCAGUUUCAACAACAUCAGCCACUUGUCAGCGGACACGUUCUACGGCACGCCCGACUUGAAGAGCCUGAAUUUGCGCAGCAAUUUUCUCACGACGAUCGAUCCAGGAACAUUCGCGCUUUCUCAUCUGGAAAUUCUGGACCUAAGCGAGAAUAGAAUAGACACGUUGCGCAAGCAAUCCUUCCAUGGCCUGGAAUCCCUGCAGCGGCUGGACCUAAGCGGUAAUGACAUCGUGCAGCUGUCCCCGGGGCAGUUCAGGAACCUAAAGAACCUGAGGAUCCUGAACUUCUCGCACAACAAGAUCCGCUCGUUGCUGAAAGACGUUUUCGAGGGUACCAGACUGGAGAUCCUUGACCUCAGUCACAACAAAUUCACUGUCGUGCCGUCACCGUCGUUUCUGGAGGUCGGCUACACGCUGAGGGAUCUCAAUAUGGCGGAGAACUUCCUGGAUCACCUGGACUCGACCGCAUUUCCGACGUCCCAGCUGGUAUCCCUGAAUCUGGUGCAGAACCGCCUCACCAUUCUUCCAGACAAUUCUUUCGUUUCCCUCGGGAAAUUACUGAGUUUGAACGUAUCUCAGAAUGUCCUCCAGGCGAACUUCAAGGAGCUAUUUCAUUACCUACCGGAUCUUCGGCAGCUUUAUUUGGCCAACUGUGGUCUUAGGAGUGUGCCGUUGCUGCCGUUAACGAAUCUGAAUAUUCUAGACUUAUCCUUUAACAAUAUCGACGAAACCAUCGACAAACAGUUUCAGUAUCUGGAGAGCCUGAAGAUCCUUUUCCUGAUGAACAACUCGUUGACGUCGAUGCCCGGCGUUAGAAUGAGCCUUUUGAGAGAACUCGACGUUUCCGGCAAUCCUAUCGAGGAACUGACAAAGGAAAGCUUCUUGGGUUAUCCAAGGCUAGAAAAAUUAAACCUAAGGAACCUGAAUCGCACCAGAUCGGUAGACAAGGAUUGUCUGCGACCUCUGAAGUACCUGAAACACCUGCGUAUCCAGACGUGGCCGCAGGCCGACGGAUUUCAUCUGCGUCAGCUACUGUCCGGCCUGCCGCUUCGUACAGUCGAGAUUCAGGUGACGGAGCACUUGCUGAAGCAUCAGAUACAAAACGUGUUCACGAAACAACUGAGGGAGUUGACGAUCACCGGAAGCGACCUCGAGUUGAUCUCAUCUGAGGCAUUCUCCACCAUCGAGGGCGGAGAACUGAUACUGCGAAUCAAGGACACGCACGUCCAACGACUUCAGUCCGAUAUCUUUUUGUCGUUGACGAAGAGAUUGUCGCAGCUUACUCUGGACCUGAGAAACAACCAUAUCAAUGAACUGAGCCCGUCAAUAAUUUACGGAAAUCAUUCCUGGGAGACUGUGGGGACCAACAUGGUGGCUGGCGGACUGCAAGUAUCUGGAAAUCCGCUCGAGUGUGAUUGCGAGAUCGCCUGGCUGAGCCUGUGGUUGCGCAGGUGGCUCAGGGAGUCCCGACAGAUUCACACUGCGUCACAAUCAGAUGCUAGACAAUUAAGAACCAUCGCUGGGAAGGCCGUGUGCACCGAGACAACUCCGUCUUACUCUUCCGACAAGGUUCUUUUAACUUUGGGCACACCGCACACUGCCUGCCAGGCCUCCGCCCUCAGUUCAGGAAACUAUGAGAGACUGGCGACAGCUUGGCUGGCCUUCGUUAAGUUCUUCAUCCUCGUUUUCGUCGCGAAUUAACUAUGAGUUUUCCGGGCCUAAUCUUCUAGACAUGUCUUCAACAUCGAUGUAGAAAUGUCAACAAGUAUUUUCGUUAAGGAAACCCUUCCUUACGAAAGACUGAUUUGUUUCUAAACGUAGAAUUUGAUUUCAAAAUAACAAGAGCAACAUGUAAAAAUAAUACUGAAAUUUUUAAAUACUUUCAAUAUCGUUGUAAAAUGUAAUGCCGUGCAAGAUAAUUAAUUCCGCGAUUUGCAUUAACACCAGAAUGAUUUUUACAAGGCCUCUUUUCAUGUUACGAAUACCUAAUGUUAAAAAAUAUGUCCUAAUGGACAUAUUUACAUUUACAUUUCGUACAUCGCAUGUACAUAUUUCACGCGACAUUGUGGUGUUCACUUCGUAUUUCCAACGUUGCUAAGGUAUCAUUAACUAAAAAAAGGCGUCAUACAUUACAUAAGAGUUUAAGAUUCCGAUGUGAUUGAUUCAUAGAUCAAAAGUGAGAAGAAACUCCAAUAAUUUAAGCAAUUUCCACAAGAUUGCGAGAAGUUUAAUAUUAGAAAGAUACGCGUGUAGAAAAAAAAGUCCACAAAGAAACUGUCUGCGAAGAAACGUGGGCGUGAAAAUAUUUCCAACAGUGUGAUUUUUUAAAUGUAAACGUUAGCAAUAAACAUAAUUAAAUAA
This is a messenger RNA of Ooceraea biroi (clonal raider ant), 4552 nucleotides long. RefSeq names its product chaoptin. The record is from RefSeq and is a predicted model, not a curated record. Gene Ontology annotation, cellular component: plasma membrane. Gene Ontology annotation, molecular function: protein binding. NCBI's taxonomy places the organism in Eukaryota, Metazoa, Arthropoda, Insecta, Hymenoptera, Formicidae.